AUGGUGAAGUGCAGCUCUGGAGGAGGCUUCAGUUACGCGCUGUGCGGAUUCUCUCAAGUUUGUAUGGUACAAGAAGAAGACAUUGCCACUAUGAUCCUGGCAAUGUCGACAAUAGCAGAUGUCAUCAUGAUUUCUCGUACUUGCCAUGCAAUGCACCGAAUAGGACAGGGCGUUGUGCACCGUUGUUUCAGACGCAUUAUAUCGCCGUUCGCUUUCGACGCAUUUGACUUUUUGGUAUCAGCUCUUCGUCAGUCUGAAAGCCUAGUCACUGGUUCUGCUGCUCGCGCAAUGAUAACUGGGGACAUAUCUCAGGACAUGCGAGACCUUAACAUUCUAGUUCCGCAUGUCAAGUUUAAUGUUCUUCACGACUUUGUGACGGAAACUUAG
Suillus subalutaceus is the source of this 387-nucleotide messenger RNA. RefSeq lists its product as uncharacterized. The record is from RefSeq and is a predicted model, not a curated record. The coding region runs from base 1 to 387 and encodes 128 amino acids. NCBI's taxonomy places the organism in Eukaryota, Fungi, Basidiomycota, Agaricomycetes, Boletales, Suillaceae. The transcript has 2 exons.